CAGCGUCGGUGGCAUGACGAGUGGGAAAAGUGGACAAGUGCCGCAUGAAUCUGACCUCGAACCGUAAGCAGCAUUCUUCCCGUAUGCUCCUCAUAUGGGUACCAUUUAAGUCGGCGUUGCAUGCCUCCAGUUCAGCCCUCGGAUCACCCCAUGUCUAGAUCUGCAUCGACGGCCUGCUUGCGCGCUGCUUCUUGCUGUAGGGCUUUCACCCGCUUUCGCAGGGUCUUUUCCCCCUUCGCCGAGAGCCAGAGGUGCUCGAAGCUCUCCUUCGCCUGGUUUCUGUUGUUACUGUGGAUUCAGUAAUAGGACCCAUUUCUUGGUUUUGAGUGCUGUGGGACAUCCAGCUGCGUUUCCUGCGAUUGCUGGAGCUUGCCCAUCUGGUUCUGGGGCUGAUUGGAUCAAGUGGUUUUGUGGUGCUGAAACUGCCCUGAUCUCUAUGCAGUGGGUAGAAAUUAGGAGCAUAGCGCUCCGUUUAUGUUUUCGGAUUCCAUUGAGAUGGCCGUGAAGGGGUUGAAGAUGGCGAUCCCAAGAGCCCUCGUGAUGAUCAUCCUCCUCGGCUUGAUUGUUAGCAUCGGGUCAGUUGUUAGGGCAGACGAUGGUAUUUCCCCUUCAGAAGAGAAUGUCAACGAAAUUGUUUCUCUGAAAUCUGAGCUCCUCCUCCUCGAGAAGGAUUUGAAGACUAAGGAGGCGAUUUUGAACGACAAGGAGUUGAAGAUCAGCGAAUUGGAGCGAGAGUUGAAGAACCUUCGCUCUCACAAGGAUGAAUCCCAAGACCAUGGGCUCAUGCAACAGAAGAUACAAACAGCCGAGUCUAAGGCGCGUGAAUUGCAGGACCAGUUACAGUCUCUCCAAGAGGAAUCCCGCAGGCUUAGAGAGGAGGCACGAUUACACGCUGAAAAGGCAAAGUCUCAAGAAGAGACUGCAACUUUGCACAUGACGGACAAAGAGAAAGUCAUCAAGUCGUUGGAAGACCAGAGGAUCCGUCUCCAGAGGGCUGAGCGUGGUCUCCAGAUCGCCGAGGCUGCCAUGCUGAAGGCAAGAGCCGAAGCAGAGGAGAAGUCGAAGAAGCUCGAUAAGAUUCACCGGGCGUGGUUGCCCUUAUGGGCUGCCACUCACGCAGAGAUUCUCCAGAAAAUUGCCUCCUCUCGUUGGUCUACUCGCGGAGAGCCUGUGGUGAAGAGCCUCCAGAGAUCAGCGUCUUCCAAAGCCGCUGAUGCCCAUGAAUUCAUCAAGCCCCAUCUCGAAACUUUCCAGACCAAAGUGAACCCUGUGAUUAGACAAACAUGGCAGCAGGCCACUGAAGCUGUUGCUCCUCACCUUGAAACUGUGAAGAAGACGGGCAUCCAAACUCGCAAGUAUAUUGCUCCACAUGUGGAGACAGUCCAGAAGACUCUCAAUCCUUACGUGAAGUCUGCCAAAGAGAAGAGCAAGCCCUACGUCGAAAAGCUUUCGACUUAUGCAGCUCCCCAUUUGGAGCGAGUGAACACCAUAGCAGGCCCGCACUACCGCCAAGCUCUCACAGCAGCCAACAACUACCACGAGCAAGUGCAGAGCUACUUGAAGGAGCUAUUGGAGCAGUACGAGUUUGUGUCGCAAUUCGUGACGAAGGAGUCCAUUUGGUUUUUGGCCGCUGCGGUUCUCGCUCUUCCUUUCAUGCUAGCUUUCAUGUUCCUCAAAAGGCUUUUCGCACCCAAGCAGGUCGUGCAACACAAGAGGCACCGCAGCUCCCACAACGGCACCUCUUCCUCUAACAAGAAGCCCCGGAGGUCCAGGCAAACAGACAAGCUGGUGGAGAAGAGGUAGCUAUCGGUUAAACCUCAACUCUCCAUGCCAUGUUUAUGCACACAGGCAAUCCAUCUCCCACUGUUCCAUUGCUACCUCCCUGGCAUCUGGAAUCAAAAGCCAGAUCCUGGGAGCUGGUUAACAUAGCUAUUCCGGAGCAGAGACAGAGCGGAUCCUUAAGCCUUCAAAUGUAGCAUGCGCACCUCUCUCCACACUCUACUCCAGUUCGAUUAUCAUGUAAGAGAAAAAGAUGGAGCUGCUUAUGUCAAUUGUUGAUACAUGGCCCUUGUUAUUUGCGGAGAGCUUCAUCAAAUGUCUUUGAACAUUAAAUUUCCUGAAUUUCAAGGAACAGAGGUUUGUAUGAGCUCCCCAUUUUUCACUCACUGAUUUCUCAGCAGUUUAGUGGGCACCCACAAAUUUGCAUUAGAUUAUGGUUUCAGACCCUACACAGAAGCUUGGUUUUCUGCACAUACAGGUACAGAUAGGUUUGUAAGAGUUAGUGUAGAAAGUGCUGUGAACUGCAGUUGACAUCGGCAACUCUUUUUUAUCUUUCUGAAUAUCUGUGACAGCAUGAGGAGCAUUUAAGCGAUUGUCUUUCUAUGAA
Physcomitrium patens is the source of this 2386-nucleotide messenger RNA. RefSeq lists its product as uncharacterized. Lineage: Eukaryota; Viridiplantae; Streptophyta; Bryopsida; Funariales; Funariaceae. The record is from RefSeq and is a predicted model, not a curated record.